Echinops telfairi (small Madagascar hedgehog) is the source of this 2823-nucleotide messenger RNA. It is a transcript of the gene GLUD1, whose product is annotated as glutamate dehydrogenase 1. Gene Ontology annotation, biological process: L-glutamate catabolic process. Gene Ontology annotation, cellular component: mitochondrion. Gene Ontology annotation, molecular function: L-glutamate dehydrogenase (NAD+) activity. The annotation marks the transcript as partial. The transcript has 13 exons. NCBI's taxonomy places the organism in Eukaryota, Metazoa, Chordata, Mammalia, Afrosoricida, Tenrecidae. The record is from RefSeq and is a predicted model, not a curated record.
CACUACAGCGAGGCCGUGUCCGAUCGCGAGGACGACCCCAACUUCUUCAAGAUGGUGGAGGGCUUCUUCGACCGCGGCGCCAGCAUCGUGGAGGACAAGCUGGUGGAGGACCUCCGGACCCGGGAGAGUGCGGAGCAGAAGCGGAACCGGGUGCGCGGCAUCCUGCGGAUCAUCAAGCCCUGCAACCAUGUGCUGAGCCUGUCCUUCCCCAUCCGCCGCGACGACGGCUCCUGGGAAGUCAUAGAGGGCUACCGGGCCCAGCACAGCCAGCACCGCACACCCUGCAAAGGAGGUAUCCGGUACAGCACAGAUGUGAGUGUGGAUGAAGUGAAAGCUUUGGCUUCGCUGAUGACAUAUAAAUGUGCAGUCGUUGAUGUGCCAUUCGGGGGUGCUAAAGCUGGGGUGAAGAUCAAUCCCAAGAACUACACUGAUAAUGAAUUGGAGAAGAUCACGAGGAGGUUCACCAUGGAGCUGGCCAAGAAGGGCUUCAUCGGUCCUGGCAUUGAUGUGCCUGCCCCUGACAUGAGCACAGGCGAGCGAGAGAUGUCCUGGAUUGCUGAUACCUAUGCCAGCACCAUAGGGCACUAUGAUAUUAAUGCGCAUGCCUGUGUUACUGGCAAACCCAUCAGUCAAGGUGGAAUUCAUGGGCGCAUAUCUGCCACUGGCCGUGGUGUUUUCCAUGGGAUUGAAAACUUCAUCAAUGAAGCUUCUUACAUGAGCAUCCUAGGAAUGACACCAGGGUUUGGAGAUAAAACCUUCGUUGUUCAGGGAUUUGGUAAUGUGGGUCUGCACUCUAUGAGGUACUUACAUCGCUUUGGUGCUAAAUGUGUUGGUGUUGGGGAAUCUGAUGGGAGCAUAUGGAAUCCAGAUGGUAUUGAUCCAAAGGAACUGGAAGACUUCAAAUUGCAACAUGGGUCAAUCCUGGGCUUCCCCAAGGCAACGCCCUACGAAGGAAGCAUCUUGGAAGCCGACUGUGACAUACUGAUCCCAGCGGCCAGCGAGAAGCAAUUGACCAAAUCUAAUGCACCUAGAGUCAAAGCCAAGAUCAUUGCUGAAGGUGCCAAUGGACCGACAACUCCAGAAGCGGACAAGGUUUUCUUGGAGAGGAACAUUAUGGUGAUUCCUGACCUCUACUUGAAUGCUGGCGGCGUGACGGUCUCUUACUUUGAAUGGCUGAAGAACCUCAAUCACGUCAGCUAUGGCCGCCUGACCUUCAAGUAUGAAAGGGACUCUAACUACCACCUGCUCAUGUCUGUUCAAGAGAGUUUAGAAAGGAAGUUUGGAAAGCAUGGCGGAACUAUCCCUGUCGUACCCACCGCAGAGUUCCAAGACAGGAUAUCGGGUGCUUCUGAGAAAGACAUCGUGCACUCGGGCUUAGCUUACACGAUGGAGCGUUCUGCCCGGCAAAUCAUGCGCACAGCCAUGAAGUAUAACCUGGGGCUGGACCUGAGAACUGCUGCCUAUGUCAAUGCCAUUGAAAAAGUCUUCAAGGUGUACAAUGAAGCGGGUGUGACCUUCACAUAGACGGGUCACGGCUGGCCGCUCCACUAUCCUCUCCACCUGUAACAGCUACAAUCCUAUCACAAGUUUACAUGUAACCACAGAAUUCUCUCUAUCCUGACUUAAUAUAUCGUAAAGAACACCAUUCUCAGCAGGUCAAUUCAAAUCAGCCCCAUAAAAAGGAAAAAUGAAGAUGAGGUGAUCAUGUACAUGCUGAUGAGUGAGGGUAAAGAUAGAAAUCACCCGUGCCACAAGGUCAUUUGGGGUAUUUUGCCUUUGAAUUAAAAGUCCCUUCCAUCUGGCUUUGUGUCCCAGCUCUGGCUGCGUCCCAACACGUUGAUGGCCAGUGUUUAGAAUGAACUCCCAUUGUCCAAGAGCAGCCAGUGGCCUGCCUCCUGGCAGCCUAGACAAGUCUUGGACAUGCUGUCACACGGACACAUUUAAGGAGUAGGUGUGUGUAUGUGGCCUUUUCAGAAGGUGACGUCAUCCUAAAGUGAGUUAUUGAUAAUUUCACAUCAGCAAAACGCUCAGUUUGGCAAGUUGCAAACAAAGCCAGUUUCUUUUUAUGUAUUUUCUUUCUUUAGAAUUAAAUACGCAUAUACUGCUCUAAUACAAUUGCCUUGAAUCACUUAACAAGCCUAACGUUGACUCAAGCAGAGAAUGCCUAUAAACAUAAAGAAAAAGCUAGUAUUUUUGUAACAUAAGACAGUAUCCUUUAUAGCUUAUCAGUUGUGUCUGACCGUCCAGCAAAGCCAGCUAGAGAAUUGUGUUAUCUUCAGUACUGCAGAUGGAGGCUAUUUUUGUUAAGACUAUCUGAAUUUAUGAACUAUAAUCAUGACACAUAGUCCAAAGAAUACUGUGCCCUCCUUAUCAUUUCAUUAAUUUCCCUUUCUUUUAAGGGUCUAUCAUGUCGACUAAUUUAACAAUAAUUCAAGUAGAUUAUUCCAGAAAAAUCAACACUCACGCUCCCUGUUUGGAGUCUUGCUGGCGACUCUGAGCAUUGCUAACGGUCCAAAGGGCCUGGCAUUGUGCCCUGCGCCCCUUGCAGGCCUCAUUCUGCCCACGAGCUUCGUGGACAGACUGCCUGUAAACAGCCUGGCCUCGAGCGCUGGGUCAGGAGUUGUUUGGCCAGGGUCUUGUGAAAAGUAGUGUCUCCAUGAAAUGCUAGAUAUUAUUUAUAUAAUGAAUGAGCACCUUCCCCCCUCCUUUAUCCCCCUUUUUUUUUUUUUUAACAAUGCCCUUUCAGAAAUUUCUAACUACUUUGUAAACUGCAUGACUUAAACCUGGCGAUAAAGCAGUUAUUAAAAGUCUACCUUUUCCAAA